Phymastichus coffea is the source of this 1340-nucleotide messenger RNA. Its product is annotated as odorant receptor Or2-like. Gene Ontology annotation, cellular component: plasma membrane. Gene Ontology annotation, biological process: sensory perception of smell; detection of chemical stimulus involved in sensory perception of smell. The record is from RefSeq and is a predicted model, not a curated record. Bases 182 to 1333 code for a protein of 383 amino acids. The transcript is spliced from 6 exons. NCBI's taxonomy places the organism in Eukaryota, Metazoa, Arthropoda, Insecta, Hymenoptera, Eulophidae. Gene Ontology annotation, molecular function: olfactory receptor activity; odorant binding.
UAUACAGAGGAACUAAAUUAUAAAAAAAAAAACAGAUUACGUUGAAUCGAAUGUCCCAGCUGCGAUCUGAUGGAUCAUGUCAUAAGUUUAAGUACUAGAUACACUAUAAACUUUAAUUGAUAAGCUGAUCCCGCGAGCACGGUGUAAAAGAGUGAAUUGGUCUUUGAUAAAUUAAUCAAAAAUGUUGAACGAAAUAUUUAUCAAACAUCAUCAAAUUGGUUUGCGGAUCAUCGGGGCUUGGCCAACCUGUCCCCUUAUAAUGGGAUAUUACUUUGGUAUGGGAAUAUCAGUAUUUCUAAUGAUUUUUGCAGUGUGGAAUGUCGUCGAAGUGUACGAUGAUCUUGAAGUACUCAUGGACAACCUCGUCUCAUCAAUCGGAUGCGUAUUGGGUUUAUGUAAAAUCACAAUUUUCUAUCUGAAACAUAAAAGCCUCACGCUGGUAAUAAACACAAUUUCCGACGACCACUUGCAAAAUUCAAAAUGCGAAGAGCCUCGAUCGGAAGUGAUGCUGCAAAAUAGUACUCGAUCUCAAUUAAUAUCAAAAUGUAUAAUUGUGAUGUACAACUCGAUGAACAUGACGUACGUUUUGAGAACCUUAGCGUCCUACGUGGUCGACGAGGUGCAGGAUCGAAAAUUCCUUGCCCAAGUUACUUUUCCCGUCGACGCGAGGCAAUCGCCGCUUUAUGAAUUUAUCUUCAUCGGCCAAGUGAUCACUGCAUCAAUAUGUUUUAAUUCCAAUGCCUUUAUCGAAGGGAUGCUUGUCACCGCGGUUCUUCAUGCAUCCUCAAAAAUUAAUCUUGUUCAGAGGGAAAUUUCGACGUUCUCAACUACGUAUUCGACUAAUAUGAACGAUAGAACGUUAACUCUAGUGGCUUUGAAGCGAUUAGUUCAGAAACAUUUAGAAUUUGUCAAAUUUUCACAAGUUAUCCAAGAAAUUUUCUCACCUGUUACUUUCUUUCACAUAUUUUCAUUAACCUUGUUACAAGUGACGUCUGCAUAUUUAUUUUUAGACGGGUUAGAAAAAGGUUCCGAGCCUAUAAUUUUGAUUCACAAUGCAACUCUAGCAAUGUCAUUGUUAGUCAGUACGGGAUAUUAUUGUAUUGUUGGAGAAUAUUUGACAAAUCAGAGCGAGGUGAUUUUCAACGACCUUUACAACUGUAUGUGGUACACUUUUUCCAAUCAAGAUAAGAAAGCAGUCAACUUCAUGCUUGCAAAAGCUCGAGAACCGGUUCACUUGACUGUCGGAAAAUUCAGUAACUUGUCGCUCAUUUACUUAACAAGUAUAAUGAAGACUUCGUUUUCAUACCUUUCCGUAGUGCGCGCAGCCCGUUAAAGCGAAC